CCUGCAUUGUACCUCCCCUGGCUCUUCAUAGUCCAUGGCUGCACUCCCACACUCUCUAACCUUCCUCUCCUGCUCCUCUUCCUCUUUCCAUGGCUUCCUCUCCUUCUCUCAAUCUUCUCCUCCUCUCUCCUACUUUACCUAAACACCCUCUCCUCAACCCCCGCCACCACCACCACCUCCCCGGCCACCGCGCCGGUCGCAGAUCCCUCACUUGCUGUCUUGCUCUUCACCCAUCCAGCUCCGGCUCCGGCCUCCGUGUUGUCGUCACCGGCGGUGGCACCGGCGGCCACAUCUACCCAGCGAUCGCCAUAGCCGACGAGCUCAAGAAUGCCUACCCUGACGCUCAGAUCCUCUUCAUCGGCACAGAAUCCGGCAUGGAGAGCGAAGUCGUCCCCUCUGCCGGCUAUGACUACUCCCCUAUUCCCAGCGCCCGCCUAUUCCGCCCCUUCCUCAACCCUGUCAAUCUUCUCCUCCCCUUCUCUCUCCUUCGCUCCAUCUUCAUCUCCUGGACGAUCCUCCGCCGGUUCCGCCCCCAAAUCGUGCUCGGCACCGGCAGCUACGUCGCCGCGCCGGUCUGCUUCGCUGCCGCUCUCGCCGGCAUCAAGUUUGUGAUCCAGGAGCAAAACUUUCCAGGUCUCACUAAUCGCUCUCUUGCUCCUUAUGCUGAGAAGAUCUUUCUUGCUUUCAAUGCUUGCGUGAAGUACUUCCCAAAGGAGAAGUGUGUGGUGAGUGGGAAUCCGGUCAGGUUGGCUCUGAGGAGAUAUGUGUCCAAGGCAGUCGCCAGGUCGCACUUCUUCCCCAAGGCUUCGGCGAAGAAUGGGGAUGAGAAGGCCCAGGUUGUGCUUGUUCUUGGAGGCUCUUCUGGUGCCUAUGCUCUCAAUAUUGCAGUUCUGAACAUGUAUUAUGAGAUGCUGCUGGAACACAAGAAUAGGUACAUUAUAUGGCAGACUGGCGCUGAUGGCUACAAUGAGAUGGAAAGCCUUGUCAAGAACAAUCGGCGCUUGCUGCUAACACCGUUCUUGCAUUCAAUGGAUUUGGCUUAUGCUGCUGCGGAUGUUGUUGUAUCUAGAGCUGGGGCCAUGACUUGCACUGAGAUCUUGACAACUGGGAAGCCCUCUAUUUUGAUACCGUCACCUACAGUUGCAGAUGAUCAUCAAACAAAAAAUGCUUAUAUUAUGGCAGACGUUGCUGGGUCAAAAGUCAUUCCACAAGAUGAACUUGAUUCAAGCUGUUUAGAAAUUGCAAUCAAUGAAGUAUUAGGGGAUGAGAAGUUGAUGGCAGAGAUGUCAGAGAAGGCACUAAGUGUUGCUCGACCAAAUGCCUCUGCUGAAAUUGCGCAAGACAUGCUUUCCCUCAUCAGGGUGUCUGCUCCAUAGUACCAAGUUGAAGCAUCGUCAGGUUUUUGGCUCGUCUUCUUUGUAAUUUUGCUAUGCAAUUCUUAGAGAGUUUAUUGUGCAUUACUUUUUGAUAUGAGCCCUUCAUUCCUGCGGGAGGUAGGUUAGAGUCACAUGCAGUGUAAUGGUCACAUUGUUACGAAUAUAUACAUGGAUUGGUAAAAGCUGUAUGAUGGAGAACCAUAUGUUGAAAUGCUUCAAGUCUCCAAAGAAUGAAUUUUGAAAUGAGUUGGAUUGAUUUCUCUUUUGAA
Messenger RNA from Dioscorea cayenensis subsp. rotundata (Guinea yam), 1645 nucleotides. RefSeq names its product UDP-N-acetylglucosamine--N-acetylmuramyl-(pentapeptide) pyrophosphoryl-undecaprenol N-acetylglucosamine transferase-like. NCBI's taxonomy places the organism in Eukaryota, Viridiplantae, Streptophyta, Magnoliopsida, Dioscoreales, Dioscoreaceae. The record is from RefSeq and is a predicted model, not a curated record. Gene Ontology annotation, molecular function: undecaprenyldiphospho-muramoylpentapeptide beta-N-acetylglucosaminyltransferase activity. Gene Ontology annotation, biological process: carbohydrate metabolic process.